AUGCCUCCAUUCGAAAACCAAGACUUUGACUCUCUUCUGCUGAAGCCCUUCGAGUUAAAUGGUGGAAUUCGUUUUGAGACCUACGCUGGAGGUGGGAGGUCUGGCCAUUGUUUUAAGGUUCGUAUUAGGAAGAAAGACUACGCUUUGAAGAUGUUCAAAUUCGACAAUCCUGAGUUAAAUGUAUGCCGGUUGAGAGGAACAGAACGCAGAGCCUUCCACGACCCUUUCUACAUCGAAUGCCCUGCGUAUGGCACCCUUAUUGAACAAGGGUUUAACGGUCACAUUACCACCUUCUGUUACGGCUGGAUCGAUGUACCAUGCUCCGUGGAGCUACACGUGCCUUCGCAAUUUGGGAUUCAACCAGUGCUAUGGGAUAAACCGGCAGAUGUUGACCACCAGCAGGUACGAGGUAUACUAUUGGAGUGGGUUGACGGCCGGCCACCUACGCAAAUUGUGAUGACCUCAAACAUUGCAAACCAAGCUCGCAAGUUGUUGAAGGCUUUACAUGGCGUCGGGAUUCUUCACGGCGGCGUCGCAGCGUCUAAUCUCCUCGUCGAAGAAUCAAAUUAG
This is a messenger RNA of Fonsecaea nubica, 570 nucleotides long. RefSeq lists its product as hypothetical. The record is from RefSeq and is a predicted model, not a curated record. Lineage: Eukaryota; Fungi; Ascomycota; Eurotiomycetes; Chaetothyriales; Herpotrichiellaceae. Bases 1 to 570 code for a protein of 189 amino acids. The transcript is spliced from 2 exons.